AUGACAUUUGCUAGUGUAUUUCAGGCUGACACAAAGACAGAGAAGAAUUGGAGAGGCAUUGCACAGGGUGGAGGAGUAUUGAAGGGGUCAAAAGAUUCUUGGGAGGAAGGCAAAUACAUUGCUGAAAUGGCUAAUCAAGAUGGAAUAACUGUCCAGCAUCCUCUGCCCAACCAAUCAGAAUGUAGGAAAAUCUACAGAUAUGACGGCAUCUACUGUGAAUCUACCUACCAGAAUUUACAAGCCUUGAGAAAGGAAAAGUCCCGAGAUGCUGCUCGUUCCCGUCGGGGAAAGGAGAAUUUUGAGUUCUAUGAAUUGGCUAAGUUGUUGCCACUUCCUGCAGCCAUCACCAGCCAGCUUGACAAGGCGUCCAUCAUCCGACUUACAAUUAGCUAUCUGAAAAUGAGGGACUUUGCAAAUCAGGGAGAUCCUCCAUGGAACUUGAGAAUGGAAGGACCUCCACCCAAUACUUCAGUUAAAGUUAUAGGUGCCCAGCGCAGAAGAAGCCCCAGUGCUCUAGCCAUUGAAGUAUUUGAGGCACACCUGGGAAGCCACAUUUUACAGUCCCUGGAUGGAUUUGUAUUUGCACUAAAUCAAGAAGGAAAAUUUUUGUACAUUUCUGAAACUGUCUCCAUCUACCUAGGCCUCUCCCAAGUGGAACUGACAGGCAGCAGUGUGUUUGACUAUGUCCACCCAGGAGACCAUGUGGAAAUGGCAGAGCAGCUGGGCAUGAAGCUUCCGCCCGGGCGAGGUCUCCUCUCACAGGGGACGGCAGAGGAUGGAGCCAGCUCAGCGUCUUCAUCUUCUCAGUCUGAGACCCCUGAGCCAGUGGAAUCAACAAGCCCCAGUCUACUAACCACUGACAACACCCUUGAGCGCUCCUUUUUCAUCCGAAUGAAAUCGACUCUGACCAAGCGCGGAGUUCACAUCAAAUCGUCAGGAUAUAAGUCAAUCCGGACUUCAUUGAUCGUAGGAGGAGGCAGCGCAUGGGCAACCACGACAAGACCCAUGAUCUGGCUGGGGACUGUCCGACCAUGGGACAAGGACACUCUCAGACGUAACCGGCCCGUUAUGAUUAGUGAUUACAUGGAUCUGACCCCUGUAGAUAUUGUAGGGAAGAGAUGUUACCACUUCAUCCAUGCUGAAGACGUAGAAGGGAUCAGGCACAGUCAUUUAGACUUGCUGAAUAAGGGUCAGUGUGUGACUAAGUACUACCGCUGGAUGCAGAAGAACGGAGGAUAUAUUUGGAUACAGUCUAGCGCGACCAUCGCCAUCAAUGCCAAGAAUGCAAAUGAGAAGAACAUCAUCUGGGUCAAUUAUCUUCUUAGAUGCGAGCACCGGCUUGUUGGCACGAGUCCGUGCCCAAGAAUACGAAAUCCUGGCACUGGGAAGGGGUUCUCGUCCCUAAAGACCCAUGUGGAUGCCACAGAGCCAAGCAGAAACGAAAGGGCAUUCCCCAACGUCCUGGCUAAUAGUCACCAGGCUCUGGGUAGUCAGUCACUCCUACAAAAGUUUGCAGCCGCCCUGCCACCUUUAACAGGGAUAUUUCUUUGA
Molecule: messenger RNA, 1551 nt
Organism: Gracilinanus agilis (Agile Gracile Mouse Opossum)
Lineage: Eukaryota; Metazoa; Chordata; Mammalia; Didelphimorphia; Didelphidae
Gene: NPAS3
Product: neuronal PAS domain protein 3
Exons: 11
Coding region: 1-1551 (516 amino acids)
Biological process (GO): regulation of transcription by RNA polymerase II
Molecular function (GO): DNA-binding transcription factor activity, RNA polymerase II-specific; protein dimerization activity; RNA polymerase II transcription regulatory region sequence-specific DNA binding
Source: RefSeq, a predicted model, not a curated record